Messenger RNA from Maylandia zebra (zebra mbuna), 1056 nucleotides. The record is from RefSeq and is a predicted model, not a curated record. NCBI's taxonomy places the organism in Eukaryota, Metazoa, Chordata, Actinopteri, Cichliformes, Cichlidae.
AUGGCAUUGCGGUGGUCUUUGUGUUUGUUCUUCAUGUGCAUUUGCUUUAAAGUUACCCCAACAGAAGCUUCAUCUUGGAGCGCCACUGUGCCAUCCUCAGUGAAAGGUCUUCUUGGCGCAUGUGUGGUGAUCCCCUGCUCUUAUAACUACCCAGAUCCACAAAUCAGUACCACAAGCUUUACAGGCAUUUGGUAUAAUAACAAUAAUCAAGUCAUCUGUCAUUCGGAUAAGUCUCAAACUUCGGGUCAGUUUCGGAAUAGGACAAAGCUGCUGGGAGACCUCAGCAAGAAGAACUGUUCUCUGAUGAUUGAUGAUCUUCAACAAAGUGAUGUGGGGCCUUUAUAUUUCCGGAUUGAAAUUAAAGGUUAUGACCAGUACUCCUACAAAAAUAACAAAGUCUCUGUUUCAGUCAGUCAACCUGUUUUCUCUGUGCAAGAGGUAAAGGAGGGUGAGAAUGUGUCUGCAUCCUGCUCUGUGUUUCACUCCUGCCCCACAUAUCCACCUUCUUUCAUCUGGAGUCACUCUGGAGAGCAGCAUGAUCAAACACAGCAGCUUCAUGAAGGCCAGUGGAAUUCAACAUCUACUCUGACCUUUCGCCCAAACCACUCUGAUCACAACAAGCCUUUAAAAUGCAACAUAACAUACCAUCGAGGGCUGCACCUGGAAACAUCUAAGAUACUUCAAGUAAGAUUUCUCACAGAUGGCCCUGACAUCAAGCCUUCCUCAAAGUGCUCCUCCGAGGACGGCGUGGUAAAGUGUGAGUGCAUCGUAGAGUCUGAGCCUCCCAGCAUGGUCUAUUUUAUUCUUGGUGACAGAGUCAUGCAAAGCAGCAAAGCAGAGAAAAAUGGCUCUGUUACUAUUGAGACUCUGCAGACAGACUUUGGGUCUUUCAGGUUUGUGCACUGCCUGGCAAACAACAUGCUGGGAUAUGACAACAUCUUGCUCUCUUUACCUGUUAAUGACAACAUGCAGAAUAUUCUUAUCUCAACCGGAGCAGGUGUGAUUUUGCUGAUUAUUUUGAUAGGAAGUGGAGUGGGAGUUGUUAAAAAAUGGUAA